This is a messenger RNA of Paramecium pentaurelia, 1229 nucleotides long. The record is from the annotation of a GenBank genome assembly. Lineage: Eukaryota; Ciliophora; Oligohymenophorea; Peniculida; Parameciidae.
AUGGAUAACCAAUCUAACUCAAAAUCAAAAUUUUGUCCUCACAAUGAAACUGAUAAUAAAAGAUCUUUUUUUUCAGAGGAUGAAGCUGACAUAACUCCUAUGCUUCCCUAAAUAGCUAAACCUUCUAAAUUUUCUAAGGGGGAUACUCUUCCCUUCUAAACUGAUGAUUCAGAUAAUACUCCAAAAUAAAUACAUACUCCUACAUCACCAAAAGGGUAAAAUAAGUUAUCUAAGUUCAAAUAGAAGGAUCAUCAUAUUGAAAAAGAUUCUGAUAUAUAAUUUGAUUCUGAAGAGGAAAAAAGAAAAGAAGAAACAAAUAAUUUUACUACUAAUAGUAAGACAUUUAAUGAGAAUGAGGGAAUAGAAAAUUAAUUCUAAUAAAAAUGUUCAACGCCUAAAUUAAGUCAUUUACAUCCACUAAUUUCUAAAUCUAAUUCUUCAAAACAAGUUGUUUAAAGCAAAAAUUUUAAUAUCAAAGAUCAUCCAUUUAAACAUCUUAUUUAUGGAAGACAUGUUAAUUACAAUACUUUUAUGAGAUUCUUAUAAAUUGUAUAAAGUGGUUUGGUUUAUGCUUGUAAUUCAUUAAAAGGUCCUUCUGAUAAAUUUUUGAAAAGCAGAUUUGUCAGACUUAAAGAAUCCAAUAAUAGAAAAUAAAAAAUCUUAGUAUUAGAUUUAGAUGAGACAUUAAUCCAUAGUUGCACACAUAGAGAUUUCCCUCAUAUCACAAUUACAAUUCAAGAUGAUGAUGAAUCUAUUGAUGUAUUUAUUCUAUUUGUAAAAUUUAGAUAACAUUUAAUGUAAGACCAUAUUGUAAAGAGUUUAUAAAGGAGAUGUCAAAUUACUAUACAAUUUAUUUAUUUACAGCCUCUUCAGAAACAUAUGCAAAGGCUAUAGUAAAUCAUUUGGAUCCAAAACGAUAAUACAUCACAGAUGUUUUAUGUAGAAAUAAUUGUUUUGAAACUAAAAAUGGUUUCUUCAUAAAGGACUUAAGAAUAAUUACAAAUAGAGACUUAAAGGAUAUAGUAAUAAUAGACAAUCUACCACAUUCUUUUGGAUUAUAAUUAGAAAAUGGAAUUCCAAUAUUAGAAUGGACUUAAGAUCCAAAAGAUGAAGAAUUAAAAUAUUUAUAACAAUAUCUUAUUGAAUUGAGUAAAAAAGAAGAUGUAAGAACAUGUAAUAGAGAGAAAUUAAAAUUACUUGAUUUAGUUGAUUUUAAACUUAUAAUUUGA